This is a messenger RNA of Maniola jurtina (meadow brown), 1778 nucleotides long. RefSeq names its product splicing factor 3A subunit 3 (gene noi). Gene Ontology annotation, biological process: mRNA splicing, via spliceosome. The record is from RefSeq and is a predicted model, not a curated record. Gene Ontology annotation, molecular function: RNA binding; zinc ion binding. Gene Ontology annotation, cellular component: spliceosomal complex; nucleus. Bases 188 to 1696 code for a protein of 502 amino acids. The transcript is spliced from 11 exons. NCBI's taxonomy places the organism in Eukaryota, Metazoa, Arthropoda, Insecta, Lepidoptera, Nymphalidae.
AAAAUUCAAAAUAUUGUUUUAACAAUGUCAAAGUGCUUGCUUUGCUUGUUGCUUGUUAUGUUUACGCAUUACGAAUAAAAAAGUAUUUGGAAAGUAAAGCUAAUAUUCAGCUAGUUAUUUAAUUAUUUCAAUCAGUAUAAUACUUAAACCAAUCACUGGAGAACAUACCUAUACCUAACCAUAGAAAAUGGAGACAAUCUUAGAACAACAACGAAGUUAUCAUGAAGAAAGGGAACGGGCUAUGGAUGCAAUGGUUAAAGAGAUUUUGCACAAAAAAACUGGGCAUCGAGAAACAAUCAAUGCAGACCACCGUCUCAAAAAUUUACACGAUAGGUACAUAGAAUCCACAAUAAGGCUCAAAGAGCUGUAUGAGGAUAAGGAUGGCUUACGAAAAGAGGAAAUUGCAGCAUUAUCAGGGCCUAACGAGUUUCAGGAGUUCUAUGCUAGACUUAAACAAAUUAAAGAGUUUCAUAGGAAACAUCCUAAUGAGAUCUGUGUGCCAAUGUCAGUUGAAUUUGAAGAAAUUGCGAAACUCAGAGAGAAUCCUUCAGAAGAUUAUACAACACCAGUUGAAUUCACUGAUGAGGAGGGCUAUGGAAAAUACCUUGACUUGCACGAGUGUUACGAAAAAUACAUCAACUUGAAAGGGAUAGAGAAAGUUGAUUACAUUACAUAUCUAAGUAUAUUCGACCAUCUAUUCGACAUUCCACGAGAGCGCAAGAACAGUGAAUACAGGAACUAUAUACGGGCACUGUUGACGUACCUCAAGGUCUUCGUGAGCCGAGUGAAGCCACUACAGGACCAAGCACAAGAGAUGGCCGCCGCACAUCAAGAGUUUCUCAAGCAGUGGGAAACUGGAAUGUUUCCUGGAUGGCCAAAAGAAACUGGUGGAGCCUUGACAAACAUUGGUGCACAUUUGGAUUUAUCAGCCUUUUCGUCUUGGGAGGAGCUUGCGUCACUCGGGCUGGACAGGUUGAAGUCGGCUCUCAUGGCCCUCGGGUUGAAAUGCGGUGGCACUUUGGAAGAAAGGGCACAAAGAUUAUUCAGCACGAAAGGUCAGACGGCGCUAGAUAAGUCCCUGGUCGCAAAGAAGGGGGCCAACAAAGCCAAGGCCACAACACUGCAGCGGCACAAAGAUAUUGCAGCUAUUGAGGCACAAGUUUACAGAUUCGCAAAUAUAGUAAGCAGUACUCGUACGGCAACAAUAGAGAACGUGACGCGACGUGCCGCCCGAGCCGCAGGCGAGCGUCGCGACGAGAGUGAUGAAGAGAGUGACGCUUCGGUCACUGGCGACGUAGACUCUGAUGACGACGAAGUGCCUUACAACCCGAAGAACCUACCGUUGGGAUGGGAUGGAAAGCCUAUACCCUACUGGUUGUACAAACUGCACGGCCUCAACAUCAGUUAUUCGUGCGAGAUCUGCGGCAACUUCACAUACAAGGGUCCCAAGGCGUUCCAGCGCCACUUUGCGGAAUGGCGCCACGCUCACGGCAUGCGCUGUCUCGGCAUCCCUAACACGGCUCACUUCGCUAACGUCACGCAGAUUGAAGACGCGCUUGCGUUGUGGGAAAAAAUUAAAAACCAAAAGGAAGGCGAAAGGUUUGUUGCAGAAAAUGAUGAAGAAUAUGAAGAUUCCCAAGGAAAUGUUGUUAACAGGAAGACGUAUGAAGAUUUGAAAAGACAAGGGCUUCUUUAAAGUAUUAAAUAGUCUAAUUAUUAUUAUGUAUUCAUAUUGCGAUAAAAUAAGUGUGGAUUAAAAAAAUAAUUACUUAAUCAAA